Molecule: messenger RNA, 1617 nt
Organism: Corylus avellana
Lineage: Eukaryota; Viridiplantae; Streptophyta; Magnoliopsida; Fagales; Betulaceae
Product: serine/threonine-protein kinase 54
Biological process (GO): protein phosphorylation
Cellular component (GO): plasma membrane
Molecular function (GO): protein serine/threonine kinase activity; ATP binding
Source: RefSeq, a predicted model, not a curated record
AGAGAGAGAGAGGGGUGGGUCUGGGGUCAGAAACACACGUCGUGUUCAGGCAAAAUCCAUGUGCCCACAUGGACGAUGAGGGGAGAGAGAUACUAUAAUAACUCUCAUACUGAUGCUAGUUCUACUCAUGGACAGACAUCAUUAUAAUCCUCAGCAGUCAGCACCACAAGAAGAGGCAGCAGUAGUCAAGUGAAACACCCGCGAACAAACCAUCACCCCUUGUUGGUGGUCUGUAACUUAACGGUUGCGCUUUGACACAACCAAGGGAGUCUGGGAAACAGAGAGAGAGAGAGAGAGAAAAAGAGAGAGAGAUGAAAGAGAAGAGUGAAAGCGGAGGUGGGUAUGUGAGGGCGGAUCAGAUAGAUCUGAAGAGCUUGGACGAGCAGCUUCAGAGGCAUCUGAGCAGGACAUGGACUAUGGAGAAGAACAAGAGCAGAGAACAAGAACAAGAAGCAAGGCCCACUGUAACCAGGCAUGAGUGGGAGAUUGACCCCUCCAAGCUCAUCAUCAAGGGCGUCAUAGCCCGUGGCACUUUCGGCACCGUUCACCGCGGCAUUUAUGAUGGCCAAGACGUUGCUGUUAAACUUCUUGAUUGGGGGGAGGAGGGCCACAGGUCAGAGGCUGAAAUAGCUUCUCUUAGAGCAGCUUUUACGCAAGAGGUUGCUGUUUGGCACAAGCUUGACCAUCCUAAUGUAACAAAGUUUAUAGGGGCAACAAUGGGUACUUCAGAGCUAAACCUACAAACAGAUAAUGGCCACAUUGGCAUGCCAAAUAACAUUUGUUGUGUUGUUGUGGAAUAUUGCCCUGGGGGUGCACUAAAAACUUACCUCAUAAAGAACCGAAGAAGGAAGCUGGCUUUCAAAGUAGUUGUCCAACUUGCCUUGGAUCUUGCAAGAGGGAUGAGCUAUCUUCAUACGCAGAAGAUCGUCCACAGAGAUGUUAAAACAGAGAAUAUGCUCCUGGACAAGACGCGUACUGUAAAAAUAGCUGAUUUUGGAGUUGCUCGUGUUGAGGCUUCAAAUCCUAAUGACAUGACUGGCGAGACUGGAACCCUUGGUUACAUGGCACCAGAGGUUCUCAAUGGCAACCCAUAUAAUAGGAAAUGUGAUGUGUACAGUUUUGGUAUCUGCUUGUGGGAGAUAUACUGUUGUGACAUGCCGUACCCGGACCUCAGCUUCUCAGAAGUAACAUCAGCCGUUGUUCGCCAGAAUCUGAGGCCAGAGAUUCCCCGGUGUUGCCCAAGCUCUCUUGCAAAUGUAAUGAAGCGAUGUUGGGAUGCUAACCCCGACAAGCGGCCGGAGAUGGAUGAGGUAGUGGCCAUGUUGGAGGCCAUUGACACCUCAAAGGGUGGAGGUAUGAUCCCUCAUGAUCAGCCUCAGGGUUGUUUGUGUUUCCGCAGGUAUCGAGGGCCGUGAAAUACUUCAAACUCCUCCAAGCAAAGCAAUUCUGAUGGUAUGCAACACAGAGCUCUGGAAAUUCAAUUUGUAUCUUAUUCAAUUUAAACAGAUUGAAACUAAAGGGAAAACGAAACUGUGAAGGCUAUAGGCUAAGAGAGGCUCUCCAAUAUCUGUUACCUUAUUGGACUAUAGAUUUUGUAAAGCAGUUCUUUCUUUCUCA